This is a messenger RNA of Vigna unguiculata (cowpea), 834 nucleotides long. Its product is annotated as Small nuclear ribonucleoprotein family protein. NCBI's taxonomy places the organism in Eukaryota, Viridiplantae, Streptophyta, Magnoliopsida, Fabales, Fabaceae. The record is from RefSeq and is a predicted model, not a curated record. Gene Ontology annotation, cellular component: NatC complex.
UGAAGUUAUAAAAGUUCCACAUAUAAUAGCUGGGUUGUAUGGUUAGGUUAAGGCGGUGAAUAGGUGCGGUGGCUUUGGAAUCCAAGAGCCAGUGGAAAACAAUUGAUCACAAAACAUACUCAUACAUCGGUGCGGUGAGAUGGAGGAAGAAGAAGCUGUUCCGGUCGAAGCAGAAGCAGAGAACUCCGGUAGCUCCGGUGCGGUGAGUCGGGCACGGAAGCUGCUGUUUCGGCGAAUGCUAGUGGGUAUCAAAGACGGAAGGUUCUUCUUGGGUUCCUUCUAUUGCAUUGACAAACAAGGCAACAUCAUUCUCCAAGACGCCAUCGAGUAUCGCAGCACGCGCCAAUCCUCGCCUUCUCCCAUGGAACAGAGGUGUCUCGGCCUUAUUCUCAUUCCCUCCUCCUGUCGCACCUCUUGUCACGUGGAUUCCUCUAUCCACGAACAAUUCUCUCUCCUCUCGCUUCAUCCAGGGCCACCGAGAGUUAGCUAGGGUUUCCUAUGUAUGACUGUGAGUGCCUCUUCAAUUGCUCAUGUUUCGUUACUGAAACGAAAGAGAAUUUGUUGGUGCUACUGAUAGUUUCAGCUAUAUGUUCAUGUUUUUGUACAUUUUGAGAUGCUAAAUGAUCUAUCAGAUUUGAUGUGAGCGAGGAACAGGUGAAUUUCUUUUGUUAAAUUGCGGUUGUGGUAAUAGUUUGUAUUGGUUGUGAUAGUAGUUUGAAUUGCUUGAUAUUGCGGAAAAUGUAGCUGAUGUAUACAACAUCUCAAACACAGUCAUGGUUACAUUGCAGAUGCAAUUACUUCAUAAAUCUUGAUAUUGUAGCUGAAUUCAGGUUC